Lagenorhynchus albirostris (white-beaked dolphin) is the source of this 2109-nucleotide messenger RNA. Its product is annotated as L-gulonolactone oxidase. The coding region runs from base 128 to 1453 and encodes 441 amino acids. The transcript has 12 exons. Lineage: Eukaryota; Metazoa; Chordata; Mammalia; Artiodactyla; Delphinidae. Gene Ontology annotation, cellular component: membrane. The record is from RefSeq and is a predicted model, not a curated record. Gene Ontology annotation, molecular function: FAD binding; D-arabinono-1,4-lactone oxidase activity.
CGCGGUCACCGUCACCGCGCUGCUGGUUCCAGCCCCCCGCUCCGCCUGGCCUCCGCACCCCGCUGCCCUGUGCUCUGCUCCACGAGGAGGCCGGAGUCCGCCAAGGCCACUGACCCACGCUGGAGCCAUGGUCCAUGGGUACAAAGGAGUCAAAUUCCAAAACUGGGCGAGGACCUAUGGCUGUUACCCGGAGAUGUACUACCAGCCCACGUCCGUGGAGGAGAUCAGAGAGCAGGUGCUGGCCCUGGCCAGGCAGCAGAACAAGCGGGUGAAGGUGGUGGGCGGUGGCCACUCACCUUCAGACAUCGCCUGCACCGACGGCUUCAUGAUCCACAUGGGCAAGAUGAACCGCGUCCUCAAGGUGGACAUGGAGAAGAAGCAGGUGACCGUGGAGGCCGGCAUCCUCCUGGCUGACCUGCACCCACAGCUGGACAAGCACGGCCUGGCCUUGUCCAACCUGGGAGCCGUGUCAGACGUGACUGCAGCUGGCGUCAUCGGAUCCGGAACACACAACACGGGGAUCAAGCACGGCAUCCUAGCCACCCAGGUGGUGGCGCUGACCCUCCUGACGGCCGACGGGACCAUUCUCUUGUGCUCUGAGUCCAGCAACGCAGAGGUGUUCCAGGCGGCACGGGUGCACCUGGGCAGCCUUGGAGUCGUCCUCACCAUCACCCUGCAGUGCGUGCCCCAGUUCUACUUGCAGGAGACUUCCUUUCCCUCAACCUUGACAGAGGUUCUUGACAACCUGGACAGCCACCUGAAAAAAUCCGAAUACUUCCGCUUCCUCUGGUUCCCGCACAGCGAGAACGUCAGCGUCAUCUACCAGGACCACACCAACAAGCCUCCCUCCUCUUCGGCCAACUGGUUUUGGGACUAUGCUGUUGGAUUCUAUUUACUGGAGUUCCUGCUCUGGAUCAGCACCUUCCUCCCAGGCCUCGUGGGCUGGAUCAACCGCUUUUUCUUCUGGCUCCUGUUCAAUGGGAAGAAGGAAAACUGCAACCGCAGCCACAAGAUCUUCACCUAUGAGUGCCGCUUCAAGCAACACGUGCAGGACUGGGCCAUCCCCAGAGAGAAGACCAGGGAGGCCCUGCUGGAGCUGAAGGCCAUGCUGGAGGCGCACCCCAAGGUGGUGGCCCACUACCCCGUGGAGGUGCGCUUCACCCGGGGGGACGACAUCCUGCUGAGCCCCUGCUUCCAGCGCGACAGUUGCUACAUGAACAUUAUCAUGUACAGGCCCUACGGCAAGGACGUGCCGCGGCUGGACUACUGGCUGGCCUACGAGACCAUCAUGAAGAAGGUGGGGGGCAGGCCCCACUGGGCCAAGGCUCACAACUGCACCCGGAAGGACUUCGAGAAAAUGUAUCCUGCCUUUCCGAAGUUCUGUGCCAUCCGAGAAAAGCUGGACCCCUCGGGGAUGUUCCUGAAUGCGUAUCUGGAGAAGGUGUUCUACUGAAGCACAAACAGAAAACAAGUUGAGCCCACCCCAUCCCAUUCCCCAGGCCCACUUCCCAUGAGGUUGAAGGCUCAGCGUCCCUCCGGCCUGAUGGGGAACAGACCUCUCCCCCCAGGCGCUCUGCCACGGUGCCCACAGCUGCUCUAACCCAGAGUAAGGAGUCUGGAUCCGGGCAGCUCCCACUUCCCUCAUCCUCACAGGAACCCCAUGUAAGGAAGAGCACCAAAUCCCCAUUUACCUCUUCAGCCGCAUCCUUUCAGCCCAAGCCUGCAAUCACCACAUCCUGUUUCCCAGAAGACAGAGAAGCCCCCAAAUGUUCUGUGUCUAGGAGGUCAGGAUUCAGCCUUUCACAGGUUCCACCCGCUGGUUGGGUGUCCAGAGCUCCAGGGAUCCCUCGCCCACCCUUGCAGGGAGGGGUCCCCCUGGCAUGUGUUUGGACACAGAGGUCGUGUGUUCUGUGCUCUGCUUUCUUUCACUCUCGAGGGUCUUUCAGAUGCUCAGGUGCGUGCCCCCUGCCCUGGGACUGCCCUCUUCCAGAGGGUCCACCUGUUCAUCUGACCUUCCGUAGCCCGACCUACAGUGUGUCUAUUCCAGGGGAUGUUUGGGGAGUGGGACUCUCCUUGCCUUCUUUUUAAUAAAGGCCAAGAGUUCAUUCA